Molecule: messenger RNA, 1809 nt
Organism: Paraglomus occultum
Lineage: Eukaryota; Fungi; Glomeromycota; Glomeromycetes; Paraglomerales; Paraglomeraceae
Source: the annotation of a GenBank genome assembly
AUGUCCGAUUCUCCGUCAAACUCACUUCACUCUAACGCGGCACAGUCACAACAAGACCAAGUUCCGCGUGCUAUGAUGCAUACUUUUAUGAUUCAGGGUGCGAAAAUGGUCGAGUGCGACCAACAGCUCGUGCCGUCCAAGUCUCCCUCGUCUGCACUCACGCAACCUCUCACUCCAAACAAUUCACUUCGCACACAAACAACACCCAGAAAUAGUCUAACAAGAUAUAGUCCAGUAAAACAUAAUCAACCAGAACAUAAUAGCCUAACAGAGCAUACUCCAACAAAACAUAAUAGCCCAACAAAAGGCAGUCCUGCAAGACAAAGCCCUGCAAGACAAAGUCCCGCAAAACACAGUCCCAUGGCAGAACUACCACCGUCGAAUUUCGACGUAACUUUGGCAGUGAAAACUGGCGUACUAACGAUGGAAGACGUUUUAGACAAGGGUUCUCCGUUCCAGCAGCAACAAAACGAGAUUCGCAAAAGAAAGCGCGACAGUAUCGAUAAAGAUAAACCAACCCGAGAAAGAUUAUCAGUCAACAUUGAGGAUAUUGAAAAUACCACGCCCACAUCGCCAUUAUCCGGCAAGCAAAUGAAACGCACGCGAACUACGCCUUCACCAAAAAUCAAAAGUCCUGGAAGCAUACGACGUGGUAAAUAUCUCCCAUCAAACUUGAGCACACAUCAAGACCCAAAGAAGAAACCGGGAUUUUCAUAUGCGUCAUUAAUCGGCCAAGCUAUCUUACAGUCACCGACGCGUAGACUCACGCUAGCAGAAAUUUACGAAUGGAUUGCCAAGACAUAUCCGUAUUACAGAGUUGCCGGUCCUGGUUGGCAGAAUUCGAUUCGUCACAAUCUCUCGCUAAAUAAGAGUUUCGUUCGCAUAGAGAAACCUUCGUCCGAACCCGGGAAGGGUUCUCAUUGGACAAUUAAGUCUGGAGAAGAAGAUCGAUUUAUAGGUGGAACGUACCGGCAGCGGAAAAACGGUAUGCGUGGCCGAAGUCAAGGAAACCAAGAAGCAGACUCGCAAGAACUCGAAACGCACGAUUCACUAAAUGAAGAUGAGCUGGCUGCUUUGGCCGGUUUGGAUAUGGUUUCCGACAUGUUCAGUGAGGGCAAUUCUGAGGUUGGUUUGGAGACGUCAUUGGACCUCAGGCCGGAUCAAGUCAACGCGUUAUGGAAGAAGCUUGCGAACGCGGCAAAGAAUAAUAAGUCAUCCGAUAACGACAUAUCCGCAGCAGUAGACUCGUAUGAUGAACACGAUCUUUUUCCCUUUGAUCUAGAUAUAAUUGAAGAACCGAAUGACGAACAGAUAGUAUUUGAAGACCUGUGUGCUCAAUUAGAGCAGAACAUUCAAGAACAGAAUGAUACUAAUGUUGACGACAUGAAUGGUGCCUUUACACCGACCAACACAAACGAGCUCGAGUUGGGUUCGCUUGACUCACUCUGGGAUCAAUACUUUUCGAAUAAUGAUAAAAGUCAGGCAGAUGAUUCUGAUGUGAUACCGUUUGAUUUGACUGCUGACCUUGCCCCAGAAGAAGUUAAUGCCCUAUGGGAUCAGUAUUUUGCCAUUUGUGAAGAGACAGACAAUAAUCGGACGAUUAAUACUGUCAACAUCGAAAGACAGAAUGAACAAGACAAGGUCGAAGGACAAAAUACUGUAACUGGACCGUUACAAGAGGGCACAUCUCAAGGAGAAUGUGGUCCUCUUAGAACAGAUGAUGACACUCUUUGGUUACAAUAUCUUUCUCUAGCUUCUUUUUCGGAUUCAUUGUCUCCCGUUAUCUGCUCCUUAUUGCCUCUUAUCUAA